Molecule: messenger RNA, 732 nt
Organism: Penicillium lagena
Lineage: Eukaryota; Fungi; Ascomycota; Eurotiomycetes; Eurotiales; Aspergillaceae
Exons: 1
Coding region: 1-732 (243 amino acids)
Source: RefSeq, a predicted model, not a curated record
AUGUCGUGCCUCUGGGCGCUGGGGGCUAUUGUGUUCUGCGAGUACCUAGUUUCCUCCACUGCUCUGGCCUUCACCACCCGCGAAUCAUCCUCACGACAAUUAAGUAUCCUCUGCCUUUUCGUUCUCGCGAUUCUCGAAAUCCGCUUGCUGUCUUUUCUACCUGGGCCGGAAUUACUGCGAGGAGUGAUUGCAUUCUCCUGCAUCGUCAAACUUCUCCAUUUCAUUAGCCUCUUCCUGAUCCUUCGGUUGGAAAUCCACCAAUUAAUUGACACAGCAUCCGGCUCCUCUUUCACCCGCCUUUGUGCUGGUCUGAACUGCGUGACAAGUACUCGUGGAAUUGGGACGCCGUGGGAGGUGAAAACCUGGCCACAUUGUCGAGAACCUCCUAAAGGUCAAUAUAUCGCGAAAACUAUAAUUGUUCUGGGUUGGCAGUAUUUGGCCCUUGACCUCUUGAAUUUUGGGGCAUUGAAGUAUUUUCACCGCAAUUGGCCCGACGCUUUGGCGGCAGGGGCGGAGUAUCUUGGCCCUGGUUCAACCAAGGAGCAGUUGAUGGCCCGGAUUCCGCUCUCCUGUAUCUUAGUGGCCAAUCUGCGGUUACUUUUCGCGCUGAUUUACGGGGGUCUUGCCACGGUUUCUGUUCUUUUGGAGUUGACCUCUCCCAAGGACUGGCCACCGCUAUUUGGUAGCAUGCGACAUUUACAAUUGUUCAGCAUCCGAAUUUUCUGGGCGUAA